AUGCCGCAUCUCGCCCACGUCUCCGUCGUCGUCCGCGACUACGACGAGGCGCUCGCCUUCUACGUCGACAAGCUCGGCUUCACCCUCGUCGAGGACCGGCCCGUGCCCGAGCAGGGCAAGCGGUGGGUGACCGUCGCGCCGCCCGGGGCCGGUCCCGGCGCGACCACGAUCCUGCUCGCGCGCGCCUCCUCGCCGGACCAGCUCGCGGCCGUCGGGCGGCAGACGGGCGACGACCGCGUGUUCCUGUUCCUGGCGACGGACGACUUCCGGCGUGACCACGCGCGCCUCACAGCCGCGGGGGUGGAGUGGGCGCGGCCGGUCGCGGUGCACGACUACGGCACGGUGGCCGUGUUCAAGGACCUGUACGGCAACCUGUGGGAUCUAAUCGAGUAUGCCCGGGCCUAG
Messenger RNA from Cordyceps fumosorosea ARSEF 2679, 405 nucleotides. RefSeq names its product glyoxalase family protein. NCBI's taxonomy places the organism in Eukaryota, Fungi, Ascomycota, Sordariomycetes, Hypocreales, Cordycipitaceae. The record is from RefSeq and is a predicted model, not a curated record. The transcript has a single exon. The coding region runs from base 1 to 405 and encodes 134 amino acids.